AUGAACCGCAUCCUGCUGACCGCCUGCAUGGUCCUGGUGGCUUUCUGUAGCUCUGGUUAUGCCCUCAGGUGUUACCACUGCGAGAACAGCCCUUCCUUGUGCAAGACCAACAGCACUUGCUUAGCGUCUGAAGAUACUUGCCUGCAGAUGAAAUUUGGUAAAUUGAGAACUUCCUCCUGCUGGAAGGCAUCCCAGUGCAGUAUGAACGAUAUCGCUGAAUUCUACCAGUUGGAUAAUUUUGAAUUCUUUUGCUGCCAACACGACUUGUGCAACGAGAGCGCAAUGACUGGGGUUGACAAAGCAGCCUUCAGUAUUGCCUCCGCAGUGACCAUCUUAUGGAUGCUCCUGUAA
This is a messenger RNA of Pterocles gutturalis (yellow-throated sandgrouse), 351 nucleotides long. RefSeq names its product CD59 molecule, complement regulatory protein (gene CD59). The transcript has 3 exons. The coding region runs from base 1 to 351 and encodes 116 amino acids. The record is from RefSeq and is a predicted model, not a curated record. Lineage: Eukaryota; Metazoa; Chordata; Aves; Pterocliformes; Pteroclidae.